Microthlaspi erraticum is the source of this 963-nucleotide messenger RNA. The record is from the annotation of a GenBank genome assembly. NCBI's taxonomy places the organism in Eukaryota, Viridiplantae, Streptophyta, Magnoliopsida, Brassicales, Brassicaceae.
AUGGCGUCGUUGAGGAUGAUAGACAUAGCCGUCAACUUCACAGAUGGUAUGUUCAAGGGGAUUUACCAUGGCAAGAACUGUCAUGUUCCCGACAUUGAAACCGUCUUGAACCGAGCUUGGUCUGCCGGAGUCGAUAGAAUCAUAGUAACUGGUGGGUCAUUGGAAGAAUCAAGAGAAGCUCUUGCUAUUGCCGAAACUGAUGGCAGGUUGUUCUGUACGGUUGGUGUUCAUCCAACUAGAUGCAAUGAGUUUGAAGAGAGUGGAGACCCAGAGAAGCAUUACCAGGAUCUUUAUUCAUUAGCCAAAGAAGGGAUACAGAAAGGGAAGGUGGUAGCAAUUGGUGAAUGUGGAUUGGAUUACGAUAGGCUUCAAUUCUGUCCGGUUGAUAUACAAAAGAAGUAUUUUGAGAAGCAGUUCGAAUUAGCAGAUGCUACGAAGUUGCCUAUGUUCCUACAUAUGCGAGCAGCUGCUUCAGAUUUCUGUGAUAUAGUUGAAAGAAACCAGAACAGAUUCACCGGAGGAGUUGCCCAUUCGUUUACCGGUAGUGCAUUGGACCGUGAUCAGCUUCUUUCUUUCGACAAAAUGUACAUUGGUGUGAAUGGCUGCUCGUUGAAAACAGCUGAGAAUCUUGAUGUAAUGAAAGGGAUACCGGUAGAGAGGAUGAUGAUAGAAACCGACUCUCCAUACUGUGACAUCAAGAACACACACGCCGGGAUGAAGUUUGUAAAGUCGACUUGGCCUUCCAAGAAGAAGGAGAAGUAUGAUCAAGAAUCCCUUGUCAAAGGCCGUAACGAGCCUUGUUUAGUUCGGCAAGUUCUUGAAGUGGUGGCUGGCUACAAAGGAAUUGGCGAUAUAAAUCAACUUAGCUCAACGUUGUACCACAACACUUGCAGAGUUUUCUUCCCUCAGGACUUGGACUCUGCUGCAGAUGCUCUGCUUUCCGGUCACCACGAAACUAACUAA